GCAAGGGCAUUUUGGACUCUAGGUCCCUGAGUCUCUGCCCACACUGGAGAGAAGCAGGGGCGGGAACUUCACGGCCCGGGGGCGCCCUGGCUGUGGCUGCUGGCUCAUCACCUCGGUUGCUGAUCGUGGCGAAGAAACCCCGGGCGCACAGCGGGGGCCAGGGGGCGGUCGGGAAGCUCGCUUGGGCCCGCUGCGGGUUCUGCCUGGGCUCCGCAAACCCGAGGGGGCCGAGGCGCGCUCCCGCCGCGCUCCCUCCCGGCCGGGGCCGCGCCCCGGAAAAGCGGGAUUUCCGCUGGCCCGGCUGCCGCCGCCGGCGAGAGAACGAUGGGAGAGGGGAGGACAGAGCCAGCUGGCUGCCGCCCGCGCGCGGACUUGGGAAGAGUCCGGCCGAGCGCGCGCCGGCGGCGGACCCCUCCCCGAGGAGCGGCGGGCGCGCGCCCACAGGCGGCCGGGGCGCGAGCGCGAGCCGGGGCCCCGCCCCUCGGGGCUGGGUGGGGCGGGCGCGAGCCGGGGCUCCCCGCCCCCUCCCCGGACACGCCCACCCAGUGUCUCGGCGGCGCGAGCCGCAACAGGCAGCGGCGGGCGAGCGCGAGGACCGCGCGCCGGCAGGCCCCGCGCGUGCGUGCAGCCUCUCGCUCGCUCGCUCGCGCGCUCGGGCGGGCGGGCUGAGGAGACGAGCCGAGCCCCCGCCGCCGCCGCGGGAGAAGGCUGGGCGUCUGCUCGGCGUCGCGGCGAUCCCCGCAGCCCCGCUCCCCCACCCCGGCCGGGCCAUGGCGGAACGCGGAGGGGCGGGCGGUGGUCCCGGAGGCGCCGGGGGCGGCAGCGGCCAGCGGGGCUCCGGGGUCGCCCAGUCCCCGCAGCAGCCGCCGCCGUCGCAGCAGCCGGCGCCGCAGCAGCCGACGCCCCCCAAGCUGGCCCAGGCCACCUCGUCGUCCUCGUCCACCUCGGCGGCGGCCGCCUCCUCCUCGUCCUCGUCCACCUCCACCUCCAUGGCCGUCGCGGUGGCCUCGGGCUCCGCGCCUCCCGGCGGCCCGGGGCCAGGCCGCACCCCCGCCCCCGUGCAGAUGAACCUGUACGCCACCUGGGAGGUGGACCGGAGCUCGUCCAGCUGCGUGCCCAGGCUGUUCAGCUUGACCCUGAAGAAACUGGUCAUGCUAAAAGAAAUGGACAAGGACCUUAACUCAGUGGUCAUUGCCGUGAAGCUACAGGGUUCCAAAAGAAUUCUUCGCUCCAACGAAAUCAUCCUUCCAGCUAGUGGCCUGGUGGAAACAGAGCUCCAGUUGACCUUCUCCCUUCAGUACCCUCAUUUCCUGAAGAGAGAUGCCAACAAGCUGCAGAUCAUGUUGCAAAGGAGAAAGCGUUACAAGAACCGGACCAUCUUGGGCUACAAGACCCUGGCCGUGGGCCUCAUCAACAUGGCAGAGGUGAUGCAGCAUCCUAACGAGGGCGCUCUGGUGCUCGGCCUGCACAGCAACGUGAAGGAUGUCUCUGUGCCUGUGGCAGAAAUAAAGAUCUACUCCCUCUCCAGCCAGCCCAUUGACCACGAAGGAAUCAAAUCCAAGCUGUCUGAUCGUUCUCCUGAUAUUGACAAUUAUUCUGAGGAAGAGGAGGAGAGUUUCUCAUCAGAACAGGAAGGCAGUGAUGAUCCAUUGCACGGGCAGGACCUGUUCUAUGAAGAUGAGGAUCUGCGCAAAGUAAAGAAGACCCGGAGGAAACUCACCUCCACCUCUGCCAUCACCAGGCAACCGAACAUCAAACAGAAGUUCGUGGCCCUCCUGAAGCGGUUUAAAGUUUCAGAUGAGGUUGGCUUUGGGCUGGAACAUGUAUCCCGGGAGCAGAUACGAGAGGUGGAAGAGGACUUGGAUGAGCUGUAUGAUAGUCUGGAGAUGUACAAUCCCAGCGACAGUGGCCCUGAAAUGGAGGAGACAGAGAGCAUCCUUAGCACUCCGAAGCCCAAGCUCAAGCCCUUCUUUGAGGGGAUGUCGCAGUCCAGCUCACAGACAGAGAUUGGCAGCCUCAACAGCAAGGGCAGCCUCGGCAAAGACACCACCAGCCCUAUGGAAUUGGCUGCUCUAGAAAAAGUCAAAUCUGCUUGGAUUAAAAAUCAAGAUGACAGCUUGACUGAAACAGACACUCUGGAAAUCACUGACCUGGACAUGUUUGGAGACGUGAGCACAAGUCUGGUUGUGCCAGAGAAAGUCAAAACCCCCAUGAAGUCCAGCAAAACGGAUGUCCACGGCUCUGCCUCUCCCAGCAAAGUGGACGGGGUGCACACCCCGCGGCAGAAGAGGAGCACCCCCCUGAAGGAGCGGCAGCUCUCCAAGCCCCUGAGUGAGAGGACCAACAGCUCCGACAGCGAGCGGUCCCCCGACCUGGGCCACAGCACACAGAUUCCACGAAAGGUGGUAUAUGACCAACUGAAUCAGAUCCUGGUGUCAGAUGCAGCCCUCCCAGAAAAUGUCAUCCUCGUAAACACCGCCGAUUGGCAGGGCCAGUACGUGGCAGAGCUGCUCCAGGACCAGCGGAAGCCUGUCGUGUGCACCUGCUCCACUGUGGAGGUCCAGGCCGUGCUGUCCGCUCUGCUCACCCGUAUCCAGCGCUACUGCAACUGCAACUCCGCCAUGCCGCGGCCGGUGAAGGUGGCAGCCGUAGGAGGCCAGAGCUACCUGAGCUCCAUCCUCCGGUUCUUUGUCAAGUCGCUGGCCAGCAAGACCUCCGACUGGCUUGGCUACAUGCGCUUUCUCAUCAUCCCCCUUGGUUCCCACCCUGUAGCCAAAUACUUGGGCUCAGUUGACAGUAGAUAUGGCAGUACCUUCCUUGACUCCAGCUGGAGAGAUCUGUUCAGUCGCUCGGAGCCCCCAGUGUCAGAGCAACUGGACGUGGUGGGGCGGGUGAUGCAGUAUGUCAAUGGGGCAGGCGUGACACACCAGCUUCCUGUGGCUGAAGCCAUGCUGACCUGCAGGCAUAAGUUCCCUGAUGAAGACUCUUAUCAGAAAUUCAUCCCCUUCAUUGGCGUGGUGAAGGUGGGUCUGGUCGAAGACUCUCCUUCCACUGCAGGUCAGGGGUGGCUUCCUCUGGCCGACUGUGUUUUCUCCACCGUGACAGGCGACGGAGACGACUCGCCUGUGGUCAGCCUUACCGUGCCCUCCACAUCACCGCCCUCCAGCUCGGGCCUGAGCCGAGACGCUACGGCCACGCCUCCUUCCUCCCCGUCCAUGAGCAGUGCCCUCGCCGUUGUGGGGAGCCCCAACAGCCCAUAUGGGGACGUGAUUGGCCUCCAGGUGGACUACUGGCUGGGCCACCCUGGGGAGCGGAGGAGGGAAGGUGACAAGAGGGACGCCAGCUCCAAGAACACCCUCAAGAGUGUCUUCCGCUCAGUGCAGGUGUCCCGCCUGCCCCAUGGUGGGGAGGCCCAGCUUUCCGGCACCAUGGCAAUGACUGUGGUUACCAAAGAGAAGAACAAGAAAGUUCCCACCAUCUUCCUGAGCAAGAAACCUCGAGAAAAGGAGGUGGAUUCUAAGAGCCAGGUCAUCGAAGGCAUCAGCCGCCUCAUCUGCUCAGCCAAGCAGCAGCAGACCAUGCUGAGAGUGUCCAUCGACGGAGUCGAGUGGAGUGACAUCAAGUUCUUCCAGCUGGCGGCCCAGUGGCCCACCCAUGUCAAGCACUUUCCAGUGGGACUGUUCAGUGGCAGCAAGGCCACCUGAGGGCCCUGUCUCCUGGCCACUCUCCCUCCUGGCACUGCCACCAGCCUCACCGCCUGUGGGCAGGGGGAGGCCCGCAGGCCCGGGCCCAGCACCCCUUUCCUGGCCUUGGGGCCUAAUAUCACUUGCCCAGUCCUGAAGGACACUGCCACUGGGGAUACUGCUCCCCUCUCCACUGCUCAGUCCCAUCCCUGGGCAGCCCCCUCCCUCCCUCUCUCCUUGUCCUCCUCUCCCUCCUGCUCCAGGCCCAAGGCAUGUUGAUUUUGCCUUCUGGUGCCGUCCCUAGAAUUGAGUCCUCUGGGCCUUCCUUCACCUGACUUCCAGCCUCUUCCCCUAUGUGGCACCGGUUCCCUUCCUGGAAAUAGGAAACCUGGAAUCCUGGCCCCCAGCAGGGAGCCCAGCCCGCACCUCCCGCCGCCUCUCGGUUUCUAAAGCCCAGCUGCCUGCCACGAAUGGGGGCCAGGGCCACUUCCCACUACUGCGUGGUUCUCCCCGUGGAGGGUGAGAGGGUACCCUGAGCCCAUGGGACUGUGUGCCCCUUCACAGUCCCAGGGGCAGCUCCCUGCUCCCUCACCCCCAGGAUAGUGUUUCUAUGGUGAUGCCAUGUAUUUCUGAGAUGGAGGGGCCUUUCCGGCCCCCCAUGCACGACUUCCUCACCACCCCUGGUCCCCUCUAGAUGUUGCAUAUGUCCUUGAGCGUUUCUCUGGUUCUCUGCACGGCCAGUCUCUUGGUGGUUCCGUGUGAUUCGCCUGGGCACCAGUCCCUGUCUUUGUGGCUCCUCCCUUGUGGAUGAUUCUCCUCCCUCUGCCUCGCACCCGCUCCACCCCAGCACGGCUCUGCCUCUUCCUGAAACUCUGGACUCGGAGAGAUGGGAGGCAGACCCCCACCAACAUAUUGUCUGUGACCCGCCAGCCCCUUUGUCUCCCCGUUCCCACCGUGUCCGUUUGUCUCUCUUUCCGUGGUCUGUUCUUCCUGGGCUCCUGGCCUAGGCAGACACUCCAUCCUCCCAGCCAGGUCUCUCUCCAGCAGGCUCCAUCCCCUCCGUCUCACCUCGGCUCGGGGUCUGAGCCCCUCCUCAGCCUCGACCACCAGCCUUCUCAGGACAGGCUGAGCACACAGGUCGAGAUCCCAGCCGCGGCCCUCCAUCCCCGCCAGCACCUCCAGAGCUUUCCCGGUGCCCUCUCACCCCUUCUAGAAGUUUUUGCACAGAACUUCAUUUUGAAAAGUGUUUUUCUCAUUCUCCAUACUUCCCCAAACUCCUCCAGCCCUGACCCUGGCUCAGCCCUGCUGUCCAGAGCGUCUCCUGGGCCGCGCUGCUCUCUCGGGGCCGGAGAGAGGGGUGGGGUGGGAGGGACUGAGUGGAUGUUGGAUUUUUCAUUCAAUAAACUGGUGAUUUCU
This is a messenger RNA of Equus quagga, 5099 nucleotides long. It is a transcript of the gene PACS1, whose product is annotated as phosphofurin acidic cluster sorting protein 1. Lineage: Eukaryota; Metazoa; Chordata; Mammalia; Perissodactyla; Equidae. The coding region runs from base 771 to 3704 and encodes 977 amino acids. The transcript has 24 exons. Gene Ontology annotation, biological process: protein localization to plasma membrane. The record is from RefSeq and is a predicted model, not a curated record. Gene Ontology annotation, molecular function: transmembrane transporter binding.